CAAACACCCCACCCCCUAGAUCGGUGUUUCUCGUGAUCAGGUAGACAAGAUCGGCGAUUUCGGUCUUUAAGAAUGAAGAUGCAGGCACCGACACACGCAUCAGGUCAAUCGUCUGUUUCUCACACCCAUUUAUGAUGAUUCGAUUUGUUUUGUCGAAAUCAAAAUCCAUCGGACCUUCUACUGCUUUCAUCUGUUGAAGAACACCACUGCGAGGUUGAAGAACCCAAACCCGGUGAUUCAACUUCAUCCGCGAAGUUGAAGAACGCGUUGUCGCCGGCGCUCAGUAAUAGCCACCGUUGGCCAAUCCGUCUCCAUCUUGUAUGCUUCAUUAGUUGGUGAUGGAAGAGAAACAACACCUACACCCCUGUGUGGGUUGUCGUUUGAUUAAGAAAAAGCAGAUGGGGGAACAGAUCGAACUGACAUCUUCUUAUUCUUUUUCAAUGCGAUUGUUUUUCUAUUUUUCUUGAAAUUUUCCUGUUUUCCUUCUUCUUAUUUGACUAUUAGUUUCGUUCUCACAUCUUACACUUAUGGUGGAUGGCUAAUAUUUGAUAUUAAUGGUAUUCCAGCAAUACAUCAAUAUCGUUAAAAGGACAACACAAAAUUUGUAGGUCAAAUGGAACAAAGAAAGUCAGCCCUGGCCUAAUCAACUGCAAAUAAAGGCAAAUGAAAACAUAUUCCAGAUUAUUUAAGUGCAACAAUGAAUUUCAAACAUGAUUGCUUCUUAAAGGGGGUGGUCAAAUAUGUGGUUUUGCUCAUCACUCUGCCAAAUGCACCAGCAGGUAUGUAUUGGUAUGAUCUGGAGUUAUUUAUAGAGGGAACUCCAAAUGUGGGUUUUGAUGGUAGGUACUUCAAUAGUGGCAUUUCAGGGCAAUUAUGAAGUUUGGAUAUUAGGGCUUUUAAGGACUGUUUUGAAGAGAACAAUAUUAAGGUUUGUUGUUGGUAAUGGAUGUUGCAAACAGAGAAUGCUCGACAGAAUUGACCAACUAUGGACAUGGUGUUGUGUCAAGGGAUAAAGCAUUGUAGCAUGCAAGAAGACCAAAAGUUGAUUUGGUUGUGGUAUAAAAUACACAUCUUGACUGAACUGCCCUUAUAUAACGGUGGUUCAACGGAAGCAAUUCGUGCCGCCUGUAAAGACUUUGUAGCAAUGUUGUUCAUGUUUGAUCUUACCAGCCGGUGUACAUUGAACAGUGUAGUUAAUUGGUAUCAAGAAGCAAGAAAACAUAAUCAGACGGCGAUUCCGGUCAUGGUUGGCAGCAAGUUUGAUUUUGCUUCUAGGAUUUUGAUUGUUUCUGAAAUCAAUUUCUUGUGGCAACGUGGGCUUAUGGAAUCUAACAAAGCCGAUGAUUGAACUUAUUAGCAUACUGUAACACACACUGAUCAACAAAUUGAUUUUUUUUGUUUGUUGUGGUGACUUUGCUUUUAUCAGAUACGUGUAUUGUCAUUUUAUCAAAUGUUUUUUUGAGCUAGCCAAUGUUAUAUUUAAACAACACUUAAUGAGGA
Lactuca virosa is the source of this 1500-nucleotide messenger RNA. The record is from the annotation of a GenBank genome assembly. Lineage: Eukaryota; Viridiplantae; Streptophyta; Magnoliopsida; Asterales; Asteraceae.